CGCCCACCGGUCAGACUGCCAGUCCGUGAGUUACCGCAGCUGCAUACCGGUUCCUCCUUUAUCGUACAUUUAUGGUGUUGCUACUGGCCGUGACGCGCAACCGGCCACAGACGAUUUACAUAGUCACGGGUGAUCGUCCGCAUAGUGUCAGUGAGUGAGGGAGGUAAAAGACGAUAGUGUGGCUGUCACAAUGACUACAGACAGAGAGCCUCCCAUCACUGCCAAACUCCUUCACCUCAUGUUUCUCUCCACCUUCUGGGGAAUGCAGAUAUGGGUCACCUUCAUAUCAGGCUUUGUAAUGGACAACCAUCUAAACCGACACACGUUUGGCUUCAUCCAGAGCCGGCUCUUCCCGUUCUACCUGCAUAUCGGCUCAGCCUGUGCUUUCUUCAACCUCACCAUCUUUGCCAUGUACCAUCCUAGCAACAUGCUGGAUGACAAAGAGGCCUUUCAGAUUUUUAUUUUCUUCGUCUGUGUGACUGUGGCGGCGGUGAAUGCUCAGUGGUUUGGUCAGAUGACCUCGGAAAUCAUGGCGGACAUGCACCUGAUUGAGCAGGCCUGUGGAUUGGGUCAAGACAUCGGACUCUCGUCCAAUCGGGAAGCCUACGCCAAGCUCUGCGAGACAGAUCCCAAGUAUAAAAAGCUAAGCAGUCGGCUGUGGCUGUAUCACAUGCUGUCCUCACUUUGUAACCUCUGCUGUAUCAUAUGCAACGGAUACAGCCUAUAUUACCUAGCAGAAAACCUCACCACACUCUGAUGACCUUCCUGCAACAAAGUGGAGUUAUACUCCCACAAUGCAAUGCAAAACCUUCGGUUAAUGUCUGUGUGACUCCGGCAGCCAUGACCUGCUCUCAGGUACUGGAUUACCUCCUGAUCAUUAUUGUUCUGGAUUGUCUUUUUUAAUCUUUGUUGUGCUAGUUUUAGCUUAGAUACAGGUAUAUGAUGUUUAGAGAAUAUUUUUGUUACAGAUGCCUGUGCGUAUUUAAAUUAUAAUAUGUUACACUUUGCAUGGUUGAGGAAUGAGAAAAAAAAAAAUAU
This is a messenger RNA of Labeo rohita (rohu), 1038 nucleotides long. RefSeq names its product transmembrane protein 205. Bases 191 to 757 code for a protein of 188 amino acids. The transcript is spliced from 4 exons. NCBI's taxonomy places the organism in Eukaryota, Metazoa, Chordata, Actinopteri, Cypriniformes, Cyprinidae. The record is from RefSeq and is a predicted model, not a curated record.